AUGGCGAUCGUUCCCCGGAGCCGUUGGAUCUUGCCGAACCAAGCCGAUGACGACAACGGCAGGGAGAAAGCCGAAAGGCGGCUUACGAUCUCUUUAAGGCACCUGGUUCCGCAUGAGUUUAUUCACUCCGUGCCGCGCCCGCUCUCCCUCGAGCCCUGCUCCUCCAUCGUCCCUCUGGGCGGCCCGGCGACCGCGGCGGCGGUGACGGCGGCGGCGGAGACGCUGCACCCGCACGGGCACAUCGACGAGGAGGUGGUCCACGUGGGGCCCGAGCUCAGCUGGCAGGCGCACGUGCGGAACCGACUUCAGUACGACCAAAUGUGGCGGCAGUCGAUCGAGAACCCGACGCGUUUCUGGGGCAACGUGGCGAGCGAGUUCUUCUGGCACAGGAAGUGGGACGCUGGCUCGUCCAUCGUGCGCCACAACUUUGACGUGCGCAACGGACCCGUCGCCGUCGAGUGGUUCCCGGGCGGCUACACCAACGUGUGCUUCAACGCCGUGGACCGCCACGUGGCGGCGGGGCGCGGGGAGACGACGGCGAUGCUGUGGGAGGGCAACGACCCCGGGGACGACGCGAAACUCUCCUUCAUCGAGCUGCUCGACCAGAUCUGCCAGCUCGCCAACUUCCUGCGCGCAGCAGGGGUGCGCAAGGGAGACACGGUGUGUCUGUACAUGCCCAUGGUGCCAGAGCUCCCCAUCGCCAUGCUCGCAUGCGCGCGCAUCGGCGCCAUCCACUCUGUGGUGUUCGGGGGCUUCUCCGCGGAGUCCCUGGCGGGGCGCAUGGUGGACUGCCGCCCCAAGGUGCUGCUCACGUGCAGCGCAGUGCGGCGCGGAGACAAGCUGCUGGCGCUGAAGGACAUUGCGGACUCGGCCCUGCGCAUCUGCGCCGACCGCGAGAAUGUGCACAUCCAGACGUGUCUGGUAUAUGACAACUCGAGGGCCAUGGCGCGGCACGACUGUGCGUUCACACCGGGGCGAGACGUGUGGUGGCAGGAGGUGGUGGGGACGUACCCCACGGACGCUGACGUGGAGUGGAUGGCCAGCGAGGACCCGCUCUUCAUGCUCUACACCUCGGGCUCCACCGGCAAGCCCAAGGGAGUGGUGCACACGACAGGCGGCUACAUGGUGUACGCAGCGACGACGUUCAAGUUUGCGUUUGACUACAAGCCGGGCGACGUGUACUGGUGCACGGCGGACUGCGGGUGGAUCACAGGGCACUCGUACCUCACGUACGGCCCGCUGCUCAAUGGCGCCACCAUCGUCGUCUUCGAAGGGACGCCCACGUGGCCGGAUCCGGGGCGGUGGUGGCACAUAGUGGACAAGUACAAGGUCACCAUCUUCUACACUGCGCCCACCGCCAUCCGCUCCCUCGAAGCCUGUGGCGACUCGUACGUGCGCCGCCACUCGCGCGCGUCGCUGCGCGUGCUGGGCUCUGUGGGCGAGCCCAUCAACCCCAAGGCGUGGCGCUGGUACUUCGAGGUCGUGGGCGGCGGCCGCUGCCCCAUCAGCGACACCUGGUGGCAGACGGAAACCGGCGGCAUCUGCAUCACGCCUCUCCCCGGCGCAUGGCCGUUAAAGCCCGGCUCCGCGUCUCUCCCGUUCUUCGGAAUCGAGCCGGUGAUUCUAGACCAGCAGGGGAAGGAGCAGGAAGGGCCGUGCGAGGGGUACCUGUGUCUGCGCCGCCCGUGGCCGGGAAUGGCGCGGACGCUCUUCGGCGACCACGCGCGCUUCGAGGCGACGUACUUCAGCGUGUGGAAGGGGUACUACACCACCGGCGACGGCGCGCGGCGCGACCGCGACGGGUACAUCUGGCUGACGGGGCGCGUGGAUGACGUGAUCAACGUGAGCGGGCACCGCAUCAGCACGGAGGAGGUGGAAUCGGCGCUGGACGCGCACCCCGCGUGCGCGGAGGCGGCGGUGGUGGGGUACGACCACGAGGUGAAGGGGCAGGGCGUGUACGCGUUCGUGACGCUCAUGGACGGCAUCUCGCCGAGCGAGUCGCUGCGCAAGGCGCUCAAGGACACCGUGCGCAACGAGAUCGGGUCGUUUGCGGCGCCGGACGUGAUUCACUGGGCGCCGGGGCUGCCCAAGACGCGCAGCGGCAAGAUCAUGCGCCGCAUCCUGAGGAAGAUCGCCGCCAACAAGCUCGACGAGCUCGGUGACACAUCAUCUCUCUCCAAUCCUACCAUUGUGGACGAGCUGGUGUCUCUGAGGGGAAAACCCCAGCGGCCCACCUUCAUCCCACCCACCCAACCGCUCCAGAUACAAAGCCCCCCUCGCUCAUUCAAUUCCUCAGUCACUUGCAGCUCACUCAUUCACUUCUCUUUAGCGUUUAUCAGAGCGGCAACAGGCUCAUCUCAAGCUUGGGCUCGGCCCGUCACCAGCGCAGGCGCGAAGGCACAGACAGAAGUCAUGGCUACCGCUGUCUCCUCUGCCUUGCUUUCCGGCUCCGCAGCGGUCCUCGACCGCCGGGGAGCUAGCGAUGCGAGGGCUUCCUCGCUUCGCCCCGCCACUUCGUCGGCUGCUGCUGGUUCCGCCGUUUCCCUGCUUCCCUCGUCAUCACGUCGGUCAAGAAGCCUCAACCGUCUGGCUGCGCGCGCGUCGGCUUCGGACUCAUCAUCUGCAAGCGGUCCGCUCGUCACCGACAGGAGCCAUGGCGUGCUCUCCGGCGAGUGGGACAAGAGCGUGUCGCUCCUCACGUACGAAGAUCUGUCGCAUCACCUCCAGAACGUUCUCAUCCGCGGAUUGGUCGAGGACUCCGAGGCGGCUUCCGCCGAGCCGGUUCCUCUGACGGCCACUAGAAGACACGGCAUCGUGUCCGGCGAGUGGGACAAGAGCGUGUCGAUGCUUCACUACGAAGACCUCUCGACUUACUUCGAGGCGACGCUCGUGCAGGGUCUGCAGGAAGACGCGGAGACGAAUUUCGUGCCGCUCGAGGCGGACCGGUCGCACGGCGUCGUAUCGGGCGAGUGGGACAAGAGUAUUUCGAUUCUCAGCUACGAGGACCUUUCGCAGCACCUUCUUGAGAGCUUCCCCGCGGGCUCCGCGGCUCCCGCGCCGGAGCAGGUGGUGCCGCUGAUGGCGGAUAAGAGCCAUGGCGUUCUGUCGGGCGAGUGGGACACGGGCGUGACGUACCAGAGCUACGAGGAUGUGAAGUUCCAUAUCCAGUCGAAGAUGGUGAAGGAGCGCCGUGCGAAUUAG
Molecule: messenger RNA, 3201 nt
Organism: Closterium sp. NIES-65
Lineage: Eukaryota; Viridiplantae; Streptophyta; Zygnematophyceae; Desmidiales; Closteriaceae
Source: the annotation of a GenBank genome assembly